UGCCUCUGUAGUUCCACAACACGCUUGUAACGCUGCGUAGUGGAAAAACAAACCUGAAACUUUGGUGACAUGAGCGCUGAUAAUUCUGGUGGAAACGUGUCUGUUCCUUUACGAAAUCUGCUGAACUCCAUCCAGUGUAUCAGGGACCGAGUCAGAGAUGGAGAAUCGAAUGAGUCAGACGGGGCUUUCAACCUCUCCAACUUCUGGGACACUCUGAACCAGGCAGUGAAGGCAGUGUCCCAGGAAGCCACUAAACUGAGCCUGGCCUUCUCCAAACCCCCUCUGCCAUCACAACAGGAUGGAGAGAAGUUGUCAGAGUCCAUCCUGAAGAGUGUCCUGACUCUGUCCACAGUGUAUUACUGGCUGCCGAAGAGUCAAGGCGUGAGUCUGCGCCGACAGGUCCGAGACGCCACGGUGGAGGUGCUGGAGGGAGUCACACAGCUGCUGGAGGUCAUCCUGAGCUCACCGCUGCAAAGUCUGAGCCAGGAACAGCUGACGUCAACGGGAGGCGUGUGGUCUGCCUGCGACCAGUUCGCUCAGCUGCCCCAAGAUAAUAAGGCAGCAGUGCUGGUGGUUCUGUCCUCUCAGACUGCAGUCGUAAAAGACGCCAUAGAGGAAAUUGAACAGGCGUUAUCUGAGGCCGAGGAUCCGUUCAGCGACGUUCUCGACGACGACCAGGAUGAGGAGAACCCUCGAGGCAACCAGGACACGUACUGGUCGGAGAAGGACCGCCGCGUGAUUGGUCCGUGCCAGGGGCUGAUGAAAGCAGCGACGGCCUGCCUGAGGAAACUGACGUCAGCCGUCAAAGCCAACGGUGACUGCAGCACGGCCCAGAACGUGGCUCAGCUCGACGACUUGGCCGACAUCAGCAAAGAGAUCAGCCCCGGCGCUGACGACCUGGCCCUCUGCCUCUACCCGCCCAUGGACUACAGCGGAGUAGAAAACAAUGUGUCUAAAUUGGCAGCACUUUUAAAGAAGUUUCUGGAGAUUAUCAGGUCCAGUCAUGCGUGCGGUGAAUCGGAGCUGACCUGGGUUCAGUUCUUAGAGGGAGCCGUCGACCACAACCUGCAGAAAGCCAAAGAUCUCAUUCAGCAGGACAGCUAGUGUUUCUGUGCAGUUAGGAGUGUUUUUUUUAUGUGGCAGUGUGAGGAAUGAAUGGGUGUAAGGUGUGUGUGUGUGUGAGUGGAGUGUGUGCAUCAAAAACAUGAAAGCAUGCACUUACACAAACUCCUCUGCAAUAACAAGCGUCCUUAUGUAACAGCAUACAUUAAUCCUGUUUGCAGUUAACUGCUCGUCAAAACCCACAACCUGCCUCAUCAGCAGUUGUGCCACAACCAUCCGAAAUGGAUUUAAUAAAUCAAGCAGUUCUUUUUUAAUGAUCCUAAUUAAAUUGUUGAUCAACAACGAGUAACUGAGCAGCAAGAUUUAGCGUCUGAAGAGUUCCCACAAAUAACAGGUAUGAAAUACUGCAGCAAAACCGCUGCAUUUAAUGAAGUAGAAGCAUGUUUAGGGCCAGUGCCAAGCUCCGACUUAAACACAAUGCAUGAACUCUGGAGAAAGCGGCGUCUCUGUCAGGGUGAACAGAUUGCCUCUAAUGCAGGUUAAGCCUGAAGCAAAGCCUGAAAUCUGCCCUGAGCAGGACCAGGUUUGACUCAACGGGGUGAAAGUGUGCUGUGUGGUCCGACUGAUUUAACGCCCUUUUACGAAGCAAAAAGUCCUGAAAACAAGCCCAGUUAAACACACCAAACACAUUGUAAGCUCUAAUUUCUGAACUGGGCGGUUCUGUUUGUUCUUGGCAGGUCAUAAAUGUAAAAUAUGUUUUUCUCCCCCAUCAAACAGGAGUAUACACACAGUGUGGAAUAAGACGGCUUUAAUGACGUCUGUGCAGAAUAAAGUUAAAUUGUUUGCUUCAUA
Molecule: messenger RNA, 1914 nt
Organism: Stegastes partitus (bicolor damselfish)
Lineage: Eukaryota; Metazoa; Chordata; Actinopteri; Pomacentridae
Gene: ccndbp1
Product: cyclin D-type binding-protein 1
Exons: 11
Coding region: 70-1104 (344 amino acids)
Cellular component (GO): nucleus
Source: RefSeq, a predicted model, not a curated record